AUCCCGCCGCGGCUCUGCGCGCAUGCGCGGGGCGGUGGCCACGCGGGGAGCGGGCGGGUUUGAAGCGGGGAAGGAGCGCCAUGACGGCGGGCUGGGCCGCCCGCGGCCCCUGGGGCCCCUGAGGACAGCGAGAGGGAGAGGGAGAGGGAGGCAGGCAGGCAGGCGGGGCGCUGCCGCUGCCGCGCGAGGGGUGCCUCGGGCAGCGCUGGCGCGAGCCCCGCGAGACGGGAGCGGCGGCCGGCGCCGCCAUGGCCAGGCCAACCGUCUCCCCUACGAGCGUCAAGGCGACGGCGCCCGAGGCCUUCGCGGUGCUGCGCCAGAGGAUGAGGGUGGUGGAAGAGCAGGCCAGCGCGCUGGCGAGAGACCUGGAGACGCUCGGCGUCAACGGGCUGAGCCUUGGUCUUUUCCACUCAAAGACCUUCGAGGCACCUGCUAGCUACCCAGCCGUAAGUCCUGUGCAGGCCAGGGUAGCAUUUGUGGGAGAAAAUACACUGUGGAAAAACUGUGAAUCGCUGGUGAAUCGAAUGUGUCGGGUAGAGAGUGUUGUACAGACACUGAAAUUAAACAUCUCCUGUCUGCAGACGGAAAAGGAGCUGAAUCCAAAGCAUGCAGCCCAGCUGGAGCAGCAGCUGAAUGCAAUGCAGGAAGAGCAUUUGCAGGAAAUGAAGGUUGUACAGCAAGAGGCAAUGAAAUUAUGCCAGCAGCUAAGUGAUAUGAAAGAGGCUGAAGAAAAGGCAAAAGAAGAAGUUCAAAGACUAAGUGCUGCUCUGGAGAUUAGAACUGCAACCCAGAUGGAUGUAGCAAUUGCAGCUGAGGAUCUGAGGAACACAAAACAGAAAAUGAACUGUAGAUUGCAGGACCUAAUGGAGCAUCUGUCCCACGAGAUCAGCCUGCGGGAAUCUUUGGAGGAAUCCCAAGCAACCAUGAUGUGUCAUGUACAGGACAUGGAAACAACAGUAGAAGCAGAACGGAAGCAGGUGCAGAUAUUGCAGCAGGACUGCCAGGAGUUGCGUAAAGAUGUCCAGCUAGCCCAAGAGAGGCUGCAAGAAGAGAAGGAGAGAACUGCGCAGCUGGAGCAGCAGUGCACACAGCUGAAAGCUGAGCUGGACUCCAGGAACUGUAUCAUUUCCCAGCUUAAUGAAGAAGAAAAAAAUGCACAGCUGUCCUUUAACAGACAACAAAAAGAGAACCUGCAGCUUCAGUCUAAACUAACUGCCCUGCAAGAAACAGCAGAGAAAGUACAGGUCCUUAAUGACCACUUAAGCCAUCAAUGCUCAGACCUUAGCACCACACUUCAAAGUGUUGCCAUGGAGAAUGUUAAACUCAUUUCAGAUCAUCAGGCCAUCCUUAAGUCAGAACAAGAAAAGAUGACUCGGCAGCUGCAGGAGCAAGACUCACUUCUGGAUGCUGCCUGUGCCGACAUUCUUGGAGAGCUGCAGAGUGUGCAACACGAGAGGGCUCAGCUUCAGAAAGAGCUGGAGGCCUUGCAUACAGAGCAUGGCAAAUGCAGGCAGAAAGCAAGCCUCAAGGAAGAAGCAGCAGCCAUGCAGAGAAAGCUGCUGGAAUGUACUGUUGCUAGACUGCAGGGUGAACUGGAGACAGCUUUGCAAGAGAGGGGAUCUCUGCUAGCUGAAAAGGAAGAUCUUAAGCAGGAGAUAAAGACAACAACAAAUGAAAUAACACAGGAAAGGAACAAACUGGAAGUAGAAAAAACAGAGAACAAGCUAGAAAUGGCUUCAAUGAAAUCCUCUUUGCAGACACUAGCAGAAGAAAACAAGAGGCUAUUGGAUCGCUUGGCUGCACUGGAACACCAGCAACAUGCCCAGCAGAAGGUGCAGCAGGUGCUAGCAGAGCUGACCAACAGCAAGAAUAAACUGGCCUAUGACAAAGGAAAACUUCAGAUGGCUAACUUGCAGUGCCAGCUGGAGGCAGCAAAGAAUGAUAACAGUAAGGUGACAGCCGUGCUGGAGCAUGUGUUAGCAACUCAUAGCAAGAUGCAGGCAGCUCUGGAGGCAGUACAAACAGAGCUCGGACACAAGGACACUGAAAUCAGCAGUCUCAGAAGAGACAGGAGCCAGAGUCAACAGAAAAUACAGAGGUUAGAAACAGAAUUGGAACACUGCCAAGCCAGAGUGGUUGCCAUGGGAAGCCAGCACAGCAGCCAGGUGGAACCACUUUGUAAAGCACUAGAAGUUACUAGAACAGACAACAAGAAACUUGCUCUUCGUUUGGAACAAGCUCUGCAGGCCAAUAAUACCCUGCAGAACAAGCUGAUCCAGACUCAGCAUGACCUGAAAAACAAAGAAACUGAGCAUCAAGAGCUGAUAGACUGCAGGAAACAGCUAAUGGAAGAAGCUCAGACUGAGGAAAAGAAGUACGUUGAAUGCUUGGAGUCUUUGAAGAAGCAGUUUAACAUUGAGCGAGAGGCUUCUAGAAAAGCUGCCCAGCGAGAAUCUGCUGAGCUCAAGAAGGCCCUUGAAGAAGCAUCCUCCAAAUUGGGUGAAGUGUCGCGUGCUAACAGGGAGCUACGGCAGAAAGUAACAGAGCUGGAAAAGUCUUUGGCUAGCUACAAGGAAAAGCUAAAAAGCCAGAGAGCUCAAGUCAGACAUUGCCUGGCCUUUAAAGCUAGCAAUGCUCAGAACACAGAGAGGAUAAAGGAGAUUGAAUCUGAACUGAGAGAAAUGGAAGCAAUAAAAGAGCAGUAUCAGAAGAAGAAUUAUGAACAGUCGCAGAACAUCCAAAAAUUCGUGACAGAGUUAACAAGUUUGCAGAAUGAGAUGCAAGAGUUAUUGAAAAACCAACAUGAAAUGCAAACACAGAACAGGCAGCUGGAGACCCAGCUGGAAGUGGAGAGAAGGCGAGGGCAGCAGCUGGAAAACCAGUGUCAGAGAUUGGAAGAAAGAGUCAAACAUCUGAAGAAAUGUAAAGAAGAAACAGAACAGAAACUGAAGGAAGCCAGCAUAGAAUCAGAACAGAUCACGGUUAACCUGGAGGAAGCUCGCCGCUGGUUCAAAUCUAAGUUUGACAGCCUGCAGCCAGAACUUAUAAAAAACCACCAGGCAAAGAACUCUGAAGAGAGCAGCUUUGAAAGGGAGGAGAAGAAGCAAGCAGAGCUCCCCACCCAGCCCUCCCUGGGUGGUAGGGCAAGGACCCAGCCCCUCCAGCUCACCACCAGGAAGGCCCGGGUGACCUGGGCAGGAAGUGAGCUCACCUGACAGCUGAUUCCCAGCUCAGGGCCACCUGGAGGUGCCACAGCUCAGGGAGACCAUCACCUGCCCGGAGACUCCCUGCUAGCAUCCAGGUGCUGGGAGCAUCCUGAGCCACAGGGAGCUGUGCACUGACAGAGAAGACUUUUUUUAACGGGGUGUGAAUCAGGGGCUUUACUCAAACUGCACUAGUUUUGUAUCACGGAGAUGACCUUGCAAAUAAAAGGUGCAUUGACUAGCUGGCUCACAGGAUACCUGUGUAUAGGGGACCUAGGAAUGCUGAUUUAUGUUGUAUGCUCUGAUCUGAAUUAAUUCAUCCCUCUCACCUGUCCAACAUUACAGGGAUCUCUCUCUCUGUGUGUGUGUGUGUGUGUGUGUGUGUGUGUGUGUGUGAGAGAGAGAGAGAGAGAGAGAGAGAGAGAGAGAGAGAAAAAGCUUUCUAACAUGAUUGUCUUUUGUGACUAACGUGCUUUGUAUCAUGAGACUGAUAUUAACAAAAACACUAUUUAUAGCAAAGAAAUUAUUCUUAUGUAUCAUUCCUAUAGACUAUAUGCUGCUGACUGCUAAGUCUUCAUGUUCAUCGCCUUUAUUUUAUCAGCUUCACAAUGAGCCUUGGCAGGUGCUAUCAAAAGAUCUCAGACUGGUUUGCAGAGGAUUCAGGUGAAUUACUGAAGACAGAGUCAUACAUCUGUGGCUGGAUGCUGACGUGACCAGGACAGGGAGGACCUGGCAGGACUGGCUGCUUCUAAUGAUAGCUCUAAUGAUAGCUGAUGUCUGGGUCACGAGAGAACACAGGCCUUGGGCUAUUUUAGGAGCAUAUAAGGAAUUCAUUAGGUUUGUGACAUUGUACCACACAUCCUGUUAUCUACAUAAGACUCAUAAGAAUUAGAGGAAUUUAUUCACCCUGUCCCACUGUGGAACGUAACACCAAGGAAGGAGUCGUUGAAGCAGAUGACUUAUGUCAUAAUAAAUCGAGGGUGUUGUAACACA
Molecule: messenger RNA, 4196 nt
Organism: Dromaius novaehollandiae (emu)
Lineage: Eukaryota; Metazoa; Chordata; Aves; Casuariiformes; Dromaiidae
Gene: CCDC150
Product: coiled-coil domain containing 150
Exons: 24
Coding region: 249-3215 (988 amino acids)
Source: RefSeq, a predicted model, not a curated record